Molecule: messenger RNA, 549 nt
Organism: Rhodofomes roseus
Lineage: Eukaryota; Fungi; Basidiomycota; Agaricomycetes; Polyporales; Fomitopsidaceae
Exons: 2
Coding region: 1-549 (182 amino acids)
Source: RefSeq, a predicted model, not a curated record
AUGUGCAACCGCGACUCCUAUGUUUGGCACGACAACCUUUACGUGCUGUUCCAACUCCUCCAACUGUCAGUAGAAGCCAUUCAGCCCUGGUUCAAGGGCUUUGACGAAGUGGAGGAAAAUGAUAUCCUUGACCAUAGGGUCAUGCUCGUACAUAUGGUGGGCCAGCACGUGCUCCGAAAGGAAGUCAUCACGAAGGACGGCAAGCGCCGCACGUGGACCCUCUACGCCCAGGCCUCUCCCGUCCAAGAUGAAUAUGUCUUGCGUUGGCUUGUCGCCCUCGUGAACGACAAUAAGUCUCAGCACGCCGAUCCAUCUGGAGACGAAAGGCUUGCCAGUGGCUCCAUGCAGUGGCUUAGCGACCUCGUCAAUGAAAAUGACGAUGAAGACGGUGCCAGCGGCAGUGAGGACGGUGAAGACAAUGCCAGCGGUAGUGAGGGCUGCAGCUAUGAAGCCUACGAUGCUGGCAGCGGCUGGGAUGCGGAGAUGGAAGAGGCGGAGAUGGAAGAGGCGGACAUCGAAGAGGCGGACAUCGAAGAGGCGGAGACAUGA